AUGAAGCAGAUGAGGCGAGCAAGGAGAGGCACCUUCUACACAAGGCAAAAUGGACAGCUGACUGCCACCGUCUGGAAAGACAGCUGCAUCAUGAUGCUGCUCUCCACUGCACAUCAAGGCUGGAGGGAUCCCGCCAUCCACACCCUCAAGAGAAAAUGUAUAGAAGAGAAUACAGGGCGGCUGAGGUCAACGACCAUUCCAGCUCCUCCUCAGGCGGUCUCCUACACCAGGUGCAUGGGUGGUGUCAACAGAGGCGACCAACUACGGUCAUACCACACAUGCGCCCGCAAGUCCCAGCACUGGUGGCGUGGGAUCCUGUACUUCCUGCUGGAUGUAGCCAGGGUCAAUGCUUGGUUGGCCUACAAGCACCACCAUCCAACCACGGAUGACAGCGAUAGCAGCAUCAGCGACGGUGAUGCAAAGGAGACAACAAAGGAUGCCAACACGAUGACCCACUCCAAGUUUGUUCCUGAUGUGGCAGUAGGCUUGAUUGAUGGAUAUGCUGGAGGUGUCCCCCCUCGUCAAGUUACUCGCUCUCGUCCCGUUCCUGCCUACAAUAACCAAGGCCACUACUCUGCAAAGAUGCCGGGACGGAAUGCUCGUUGGUGCAGGUGGUGCAGGGAGCACAACAUCCUCACGAAGGCAGGUCUACCCAAGUCAUCACAAAGAGGCUGUCCAGUUUGUGGAGUCAAUCUCUGCCCAGGCCGCUGUUUCCUGAAAUACCAUAGAGCCAGUGACAUCGAGAACGACUCCACCACCACUACCACCGACUAG
This is a messenger RNA of Patiria miniata (bat star), 774 nucleotides long. RefSeq lists its product as uncharacterized. The record is from RefSeq and is a predicted model, not a curated record. The transcript has a single exon. Bases 1 to 774 code for a protein of 257 amino acids. NCBI's taxonomy places the organism in Eukaryota, Metazoa, Echinodermata, Asteroidea, Valvatida, Asterinidae.